Messenger RNA from Ruditapes philippinarum (Manila clam), 2503 nucleotides. Its product is annotated as synaptogenesis protein syg-2-like. The record is from RefSeq and is a predicted model, not a curated record. The transcript has 9 exons. Bases 188 to 2476 code for a protein of 762 amino acids. Lineage: Eukaryota; Metazoa; Mollusca; Bivalvia; Venerida; Veneridae.
UAAUAAUGUGUUACAGAACACUCUCACCUAGAUAAGGUAAAAGAAGGAAAAUAUUAAAUUAAGUUCCGCGAAAUGAAAAAUAAAUAUACAGACGCGCUUUUAUCGAAAAGUUGUCAAAAACUCAUAUUGGAACAAUUUCAAAAGUUAACUUGUACGGUAUCUGUUCUGUUUUGGAAAUUGAUUUGUUAUGGAUAUAUUUAUCAAGUUUUGUACAUUGUUUUUGUUUUUGAUGGCAUUUUCCAAAGGUGAACUAACUGGUGGAAUUCUUAUACAGCCAGAAAUAAACGACGACGUAGAAAAUAGUUCUGUCUCCUUCAGAUGCAUGCUGCACAGCACAAAUGUUUCAAUUGUAUCAUGGAUACCGGGAGGCUUGGGAUAUAUCUGUAGUUAUAAUCAAACUUGUGACAUUGUCUUAUCAAAUUCGAAAAAUUGGAGAUACACUUGUACAUGUCAAAAUAUUAAACAGGACAAACUCUCUGUUGAACUUCAAAUUCACAAUAUAACAGAAAAAGAUCAUAAUACUAACAUGACUUGUGAGGCUACUUUAAAAUAUAAAUUUCUUAGAGCGAGCGCAUUGCUCUUAGUAAAAGUUCCUGUCAAAUCAGUCGAAGUAAUGCCAGCUGUAAAAAUGGUACAAAUAUCAGAAAAUUCGAGCUUUGAAUUUACAUGUACGACUUCUAUGAGUCGCCCUGUUCCUAAAAUACAAUGGCUCAUUGCGAAAGAAAAAGAUGAUGACAAUUAUGUAAUCUUAGAGGGAAAACGUGCCAAUCCAAACACCACAGUUAAAGAAUUGUCGUAUGCAAACAGCACAUUACUAUAUAUGCCAAAUAGAACAGUAAAUGGCUGGAUGAUAUUCUGCUCAGUAGAAGAGGCAGAUGAACAGAGUAAAGUACAAUCUAGUGCAAUUAAAUUGAAUAUCACAUACCCGCCAGAGUCGCGAUUAAUGAUAAAUGGAAUGUCCACUGAGGGCGUAUAUAAGGUAAUAGAAAAUAGCACUGGAAUAUUGAACUGUACAGUUGAAGGAGGAAAUCCACAACCAAUGAUCUCAUGGACAAAAUGCGUUGAAACGGAACAACGUACUGCAAACUAUGCAAAUGAAUUAACGGAAAUAUACUCAGAGAUAUUAAGAUGGAAAGCCAAAUCUUAUACAGAUACGAAAUGUACAUGUUUUUGCACGCAUAUGGAGCAAAAUCAGUCGUUGGCCAUCGAUGUUGAAAUUCUCUAUCCACCCAGUCUUCCAACAAUAUCAUUUGGUAACCAAAUCAUUACAAAUAACAUUUCGGUUUUAAUAAAUACAUUGCUGUCAUUAAAUUGUACCAGUGAUAGUGAACCUGCUGCCACAUACCAAUGGCUGUUUAACAAUGUUUACAUGUUGGACGAGCAACCUUAUGUGAUACAAUCAUACAAAUCAGAUCAUGGAAAUUACACAUGCUUAGCAACAACAAUAAUGGACCCAACACAUGCAGAGAAACAAAGUGUUACCAUGAAUACAUCUUUUCAGCUACAGGUUCUGUACCCGCCAACAAUCGAAAUGAUAAAAGACCCGAAUAUACUUGAAGGAUCCACAUUAAAUUUGACAUGUCCAGUGAUCUUUGGAAAUCCAAGUGACACACAAAUAGAAUGGACAGCAAGUGAUGGAGGAGAGCAGUGGUCAUCUAAGUUUUUCGUGAUAUCAAAUGUUUCAAGACAACAUGAUGGAGAAUAUAAAUGCACUGUGAACAAUACUAUGUUUCCAACAUUUGGUCCAGAAAAGUCAGGAAAGAACAGUAGAAGUUUCCAUUUAAAUGUUGAGUACAAAGCAACAAUCAAAUCAUUUUAUGUGGAUGGAUAUGAACAGCAGACAAACGUGACGGUUCACGAAAGAGACACUCUUAUUUUCCGAUGUCAGGUUGAAGGUAAACCUGUUUCAACAACCUCUAUUCACUUUCAAACUGGACACAAAUUAGAAACAUUUCAAUCAAAUGAUGUUUUGUACAAAAUAGUUUCUAUUACUUGUCAACAAACAGGAACAUAUGUUUGUAGUGGAAGAAAUAAGCAUAACGCCGAACAAGUUUCUAAACAGACUUUGCACGUUUUCACAUAUUGCUCGCCGAGGACGGAUCCUAGAUAUCCUGUUAAAGAGAGGAUAACUGUUUCUUUAUACACAACUGCUUCUCUUAAUUUCACUGCACUUGCCUAUCCUACACCAAAGAUUGUUUUAUGGCAGAAACGUAAUGGUCAUGUCUGGAUAGACGUUAAUACGACCAACAAUACAAAUACUCAUCAGUCAGGCUUGAACUUUAGUCUGACUAUUUACAACAUGUUGGAGGAAAACUUUGGAAUGUAUAGGUUGAUACUUAAGAACGAAAUAGGGACGUACGAACAAAUGUUCUACAUAAAUGCUGAAGAAAAUGAACACAUCAAACUUUCGAACGUGGAUAGCUUCAUUGCUGUUGGAGGUGGAACAUUUGCUGCUACUGUGCUACUUUUCAGUUGAGCAAUUAUUGUCUUAAAAUAUUUGAGG